Notolabrus celidotus (New Zealand spotty) is the source of this 1728-nucleotide messenger RNA. It is a transcript of the gene lmx1a, whose product is annotated as LIM homeobox transcription factor 1, alpha. Gene Ontology annotation, biological process: regulation of transcription by RNA polymerase II; neuron differentiation. Gene Ontology annotation, cellular component: nucleus. The coding region runs from base 290 to 1360 and encodes 356 amino acids. Lineage: Eukaryota; Metazoa; Chordata; Actinopteri; Labriformes; Labridae. The record is from RefSeq and is a predicted model, not a curated record. The transcript has 8 exons. Gene Ontology annotation, molecular function: DNA-binding transcription factor activity, RNA polymerase II-specific; RNA polymerase II transcription regulatory region sequence-specific DNA binding.
ACACACACACGGUCAGAAAGUGAGAAAGAGCGAGAGGGGGUGAGAGAGGAAGGGAGAGAGGUAGCCGGCACCUGCACAUGGAGGAACUUUCUCUCUCUCCUCUUCCCGUUCAGUCCUAAUAGGAUAAUUGAUAGAUAAAUAGUCAAUAACAGAGAAUCAGGGAGGUCGUUCUGCUCUCUGCUGCGGACAGAAAGUUGCAGCAGGAGUCUCUAGCCUACAACCGGAGAUGCUCUGAGAGGGACCCAGAGCUCAAAUACUUUUCUACCGACGUAAAGCUUGCGUAAAAGAUAUGGAUCAGAGGGCAGUGUGUGCCGGAUGCCACCGGCUGAUCUCAGACAGAUUCCUGCUCAGGGUCUCUGACGGACUCUGGCACGAGGAGUGUGUGCGGUGCGCCUCGUGCGGGGACGCGCUCACCAACUCCUGUUUUCUGCGGGACCAUAAACUUUACUGCAAGAGGGAUUACGCUGAUCUGUUUGCCGUGCGCUGUGGGGGCUGUACGGAGGCCAUCUCCCCUGCAGAGUUAGUGUUGCGUGCAGGGGCCGCUGUGUUCCACCUGCGCUGCUUCACCUGCAGCGUUUGUUCCUGCCGCCUGCAGACCGGAGACCGCUGCGUCCUCAGGGAGGGACAGCUACUGUGUGCCAGAGACGACUACCACCAGUGUGUGGCCAGCCCGGCCUCCUCCGACACAGGUAAAAGUGAUGAGGAGGAGGAAGAAGAGGAGGAAGAGGAAUCUGGGAGGACGACGGGCAGACGAGUCCGAUCAGAAGAUUCAGACAGCAAACGUCCCAAAAGGCCGCGCACUAUUCUGACCACGCAACAAAGACGGACUUUUAAAGCCUCUUUUGAGGUCUCAUCCAAACCCUGCCGGAAGGUAAGGGAGACCUUGGCAGCAGAGACUGGUCUGAGCGUCCGGGUGGUUCAGGUCUGGUUCCAGAACCAAAGAGCCAAAAUGAAGAAACUGGCUAGGAGGCAGCAGCAGCAGCAAGAGCAGCAGCAGACUCAGGAGCAGCGGGAACACCCAACGCAUAACACAGCGCCCUCCCGUGGCAGUCUGACCUCUGAGAUAGAGCGCCUGGGGUCCUCUUACACCCAUAUGCAGCAGCAGCAGCAGCAGCAGAUGGGACUCACCACACUGGAGCAGCAGGACUAUGACAUGGACCCCUUCAGACAGGGCCUGACCCCUCCUCAGAUGCCAGGGGAUCACAUGCACCCCUACGGUUUCAAAGGUCUGUUCAGUGACAUGGAUAGAGACCCUCUGUGUCACAUGACCAACAGCGACUGCCUGUCUCUGGGUGACUCCUCUCUGCUCACCCCUAUUGACCGCCUCUACUCCAUGCAGGACUCUUACUUCACUUCCUGAGGGGGGGAGCUCAGACACUCUGGUCUCUUUAUUUAUCUGUCUGUACCGUGCACAAGAACAUUGAAGGAGUGGUUGCAAAAAUCGAUGCCAAGGGGAUGUGGGGACACUGUGAUACCAGGCAAUAUACCAUGUGCACCUCCAUAUAAACACUAAUACACUACUGCCUCUUACGCUUUACAGUCCCAUUGUACACACAGACUGUGUAUGCACGAUACUUUCUGACCUCUCUUACUUUGUUUGAAUGUUGGUUAUAAGAUUAUAUCUGUAUCUACUAAUGUACAUAGCUGUUUGGGUGUGUAUUUGUAUUUAUUCUUACAAGGCGUGUAUGCUGAUCAACUUGAAUGAAUCAAUAAAUAAUGGUUAUGUUA